AAACAGCAGCCGCGCGACGGACCCGCCGCUUCCGGUGCCGCCGUCGCUGCUGCUGCAGCCACCUGGAAAAGAGCUUCUGACACGGAGCCUCAGGGUCCGCUGACAGCAGUUGUGGCAGCAGAGGCCAUCAUGGAGAGCACGGCUCUCGAGAGCCUGAUUGAGAUGGGCUUCCCCCAGAACAGAGCAGAGAAGGCUCUAGCGCUGACUGGGAACCAGGGCAUUGAAUCGGCAAUGGACUGGCUCAUGGAGCACGAGAAUGACCUGGACUUGGAUGAGCCCUAUGUUCCCCCCCCAGGCCACGUUCUGAGCUCAGAGGAGCCCCCCGAGGGGAGGACGCCGGAGGCGGUGCAGACUGGAUCAGAUCUGACGUUAGAGGAGCUGACUGACGAAGACAACCGACGCCCCCUGAGCGAAGAAGAGAAACGGGAACAAACAAAGAGGAUGAUGGAGCUGAUCUCUCAGAAGCAGCGGGAGCGCGAGGAGCGCGAGAAGCGGGAGAGCAUUGAGCGGGAGAAGCAGCGCCGGAAGCAGGGCCAGGAGCUCUCCCUCAUCCGCCAGAAGCUGCAAGAGGACGAGAUGAAGAAGCUGGCGGAAGAGAGGCGCCGGGAGAAGCUGGAGGAGAAGUUGGCCAAGGAGCGAGUGCGAGAGAAGAUUGAACGAGACAAGGCUGAGAGAGCCAAGAAGUUCGGGGGCGGCUCCUGCAGCUCUUCUCAAGCAUCUAGCCCCCCUGAGCCGAUGGCUCCCGCACCGGUUCCCUCCUCGCCCAGCCAGGAGCCCCCGGUCAAGCGAGAGUACGACCAGUGCAGGAUACAGGUGAGGCUGCUGGACGGCACGUCGCUCACUCAGACCUUCCGCGCCAAAGAGCAGCUGGCCGCCGUCCGCCUCUACGUGCAGCUGAACCGCCAGGACGGCGGGGAGGUGGAGCCUUUCAACCUUCUCACUAGCUUCCCGCGGCGCGUCUUCACCGAGGAAGACAUGGAGAGGCCCCUGCAGGAGUUGGGUCUGGUGCCUUCAGCCGUGUUGAUCGUGGCUAAGAAGGGGAACAACAGCUGAAUGGCCCUCUGGCUGCCCUCCCACUUCGGCCUCAGCCCUCCCUCGCUGCUGCUGCUGCUGCUGCUGGCGGUGACCCUCAUCUUUCCUUGUUCUCCGCCAUGGGGUGCCGCCCCACAGCCUCUCCGGCACCCCUCAGCUCUGACUGCAGAGACUCCAAAGCAGCGACAUUCUCAGGCUGGGCUUCAGGAGAAAUUAUGGGGUGGAGGUAGAAGCGUUGCCCUUCCCCACGGCCCCUUGGUGGGGAGGCGCACGACUGCAACCUGACUCUCCCCACCACCACCACCUCCUCCUCCUCCUCCUCCUCCCCC
Molecule: messenger RNA, 1361 nt
Organism: Elgaria multicarinata webbii
Lineage: Eukaryota; Metazoa; Chordata; Lepidosauria; Squamata; Anguidae
Gene: UBXN1
Product: UBX domain protein 1
Exons: 10
Coding region: 130-1053 (307 amino acids)
Biological process (GO): negative regulation of protein ubiquitination; negative regulation of proteasomal ubiquitin-dependent protein catabolic process; negative regulation of protein K48-linked deubiquitination
Cellular component (GO): nucleus; cytoplasm
Molecular function (GO): K48-linked polyubiquitin modification-dependent protein binding
Source: RefSeq, a predicted model, not a curated record